AUGUCUCAUCUCGCCGCCGUCCAACCCGCCCCCAAGGCCCCCUUCGAGGUCAAGGAGGUUGAAACCCCUCAGCCUGGACCUCAUGAGCUCCUCAUCAAGAACGAAGCUAUUGCCAUCCAGCCUAUCGACGCCAAGAUCGCCAGGGUCGCAAUGCUGCCAAUCCCCUACCCAGCUAUUCUUGGUAGUUCCUUUGCUGGAACUGUCACCGCUGUCGGCCCCGAGGUCACCGGGUUUGCUGUCGGCGACAAGGUCGUCGCAGCUAAGACUGCCGGGGCCAUCGAGAACAAGAACAGCGCUUUUCAGAGAUAUGUAAUCUCCAGUGCCGUUACUACCACGAAGCUUCCAAGCGAUGCCUCCCUGGAUACUGCCGUUCGCCUGGUGGGUAACCUGGCUACUGUCCCUGCUCUGUUCCAAGCCACUUUGAAGUUGGCCAGGCCAGACCCUACCACUUCGGCACAGCCUCAAGGCAAGAAGGUCUUGAUAUACGGAGGAACUUCCAGCAUUGGUAGUCUCUCGGUCCAGUACCUCAAGCAAGCUGGAUACGACGUCGUCACAACCACCUCACCCCGCCACGAGGCCUUCGUCUCCCGCCUCGGUGCGUCCCAAGUCAUCGACCACACCCAAGAUUCCGAGACCACCGUCAAGGCUCUCAUUGCAGCGGGUCCUUACGACGUGGUAGUUGACACCAUCUCGACUGCACAGACCGUCAAGCUCCUGGCGGACGUUGUCGCAGCGCAAGGAGGCGGCAACGUUUACGCCCUCCAGCCUCCGUUUGCCCCAGAGACUCUCCCCGACGGCGUCUCGCGCGUUUUUGAGGGCUGGUCUCUGCUGCUGGCCAAGGAAGAGCAUGCCGAGUUGCUCAAGUGGACAUUUGCUACCUAUUUCCCUCAAGCUCUUGCAAAGGACAGUCUGAUUUCUGUUCCCCCAAGGAAGAUUGCUGGUGGACUCGCUGGGUUGGACAAUGCGCUGGACAUCCUGAUCAAGGGCGUUAGCAGCGAGAAGUUGGUUGUUGACCCUUGGGAGUAG
Fusarium keratoplasticum is the source of this 1026-nucleotide messenger RNA. Its product is annotated as PKS-ER domain-containing protein. The transcript has a single exon. NCBI's taxonomy places the organism in Eukaryota, Fungi, Ascomycota, Sordariomycetes, Hypocreales, Nectriaceae. Gene Ontology annotation, molecular function: oxidoreductase activity, acting on NAD(P)H. Bases 1 to 1026 code for a protein of 341 amino acids. The record is from RefSeq and is a predicted model, not a curated record.